AUGGAUCCACCACUUUGUGUCAAUGGUUGCGGCUUCUAUGGUUCUGCUGCCAACAACAAUCUUUGCUCGAAGUGUUACAAAGAUCACAUCAAAGAAACCUUCAUCAUCGAGGAAUCACAAAGCAAUAAUAAUAAUGGAACAUUAUUAUUAGAUGAUACCAAAUCUAAUGAUAAACCACCAUUAGCUGAUGUGUUUCAAAGAUUUACCAAAGACCUUGGUGCAACGGUUGAUGAUAUUUCUAACAAUAACAAGAAGAAUGAGACGAAGAAAAGGUGCAAGACGUGCAAUAAAAGAGUUGGAUUAACAGGAUUUGAGUGUCGAUGUGGAGAUUUAUUUUGUGGAAAGCAUAGGUAUCCAGAAGUUCAUGAAUGUAAAUUCAAUUUUAAGGAUAUUGGUCGCAAUAUUUUAGCAAAGCAGAAUCCUCUUUGUAUUGGUGAUAAGUUAGAUGAAAGAAUUUAG
This is a messenger RNA of Arachis duranensis, 459 nucleotides long. RefSeq names its product zinc finger A20 and AN1 domain-containing stress-associated protein 1-like. The transcript has a single exon. The coding region runs from base 1 to 459 and encodes 152 amino acids. NCBI's taxonomy places the organism in Eukaryota, Viridiplantae, Streptophyta, Magnoliopsida, Fabales, Fabaceae. Gene Ontology annotation, molecular function: DNA binding; zinc ion binding. The record is from RefSeq and is a predicted model, not a curated record.